CGGUCCAUCAUCGUACCUUGGAAGUCCCCCGUGUAUCUAGUAGUAUCCCUCCGUCACUCUCGAUCUCUCUGCAUCUUCAGUCGCCGCCGCCGCUAGCUCCAACUAAGGUGGCACCACCGCCGAACCCUUCUCAGUCCAAUGGCCGGGUCAGGGAGUUCCAUGGUAUACUCCUUCCUUCUGUUUACCGUCGUUCUUUCCCUUCAAGAAAUGUACAGAGGGAAGUUGGCAUCAUCGGAGCUGUUCACAAUACUCGGAGGGUUCACUAGUUCUAUCCUAUUCCUUGUCCUGCUUACAUUUAUUGGCAACUUCCAGGAAUCGUGUAGCGUGAGAACUGGUUGGGGUGCUGUUAUAUUGGCUGAAGCAGUUGCUCUCAUUGCUGCCGGCACUGUUCACCGAGUUUGUAUCACAACAUGCUUCUUGUUCUCAGCUGCUUUGCUUUACGAAGUCAACAAGAUUUCAGGAUCGGCGCUUUCUAAGAGUGAAUCUAAGACAAGGAGGCACUGAGCUGUUCCUCUUUUUAGGUUUUGUCAGAAUACUGAUGAAUAUUCCCUUAAAAGCAUUAGAUGUUGCAAACAUGAUAGAUGAGAACUAGAAUAUUACCGUUUGGAUUUUCUUUCUUUUACUUAUCUUUUUAUGGCGAUAACCUGCGGUGGAGAGCACGAUUCGUGUUUGUACCGAAGUCCUAGAGUCUCAUUUGAGCUUCUAUAUGCGUAUUUUUAUCUUAUAUCUGUCUCCUCUUUGGUUAUUUAAUUUCAGUUACUAUAA
Messenger RNA from Syzygium oleosum, 765 nucleotides. RefSeq lists its product as uncharacterized. The record is from RefSeq and is a predicted model, not a curated record. Lineage: Eukaryota; Viridiplantae; Streptophyta; Magnoliopsida; Myrtales; Myrtaceae. The transcript has 5 exons. Bases 139 to 504 code for a protein of 121 amino acids.